GAGGGACUUAGCCUAUCGAUAACAAAUAUCUGGGGCGCUUCGCAUCGAUCGGAGCACGAGUCCGAGGAGCAAGGGUCCAGCAAACGUCAGAAACCGGCCCCUCCAUUACCGCGAAUAGCCUUAUUUAACGGUACGCGGACUACUCGAUGCGGGCGUGGUAGUCUUGCACCAGUCGACAUCAUGGACAACCCUGAUCCAGGAAAAAGACGUGGACUCACGUGCUGGCUACUGGAUACGCGGACACUGUGGCCUGGUGACAAGAUUGCGGAGUCGGCCAAAGAAGCGCUAAGAUUGAUCAGCCCAGAAGAAAGAGGUCUGAUACUGAAGAAAUAUCAUGUCGCUGACGCAAAGAUGAGCCUGGCGUCUGCCCUGCUCAAGCGCCUUUUUGUCCACAAAACCCUAGGCAUACCAUGGAAAGAUAUCACUUUCGGCCGCAAACGCGAUCCCAAACACGGCAAGCCAUGUGCUCUGCUCCCUGCACCAAUGCACGGCCCUGCGCCGUGUGAGUUCAACAUAUCGCACCAAGCCGGCCUGGUCGCACUCGUUGGCUGCGCAACACAGGUACUAGACGCCGAAUUAGGCGUCGAUAUCGUUUGCGUUAACGAGCGCAACGAGAGCAAGACAAUCGACGCCGAUGGCUUCGUAGCGUGGAUCGACAUGUACGCCGAGCUGUUCAGCGCCGAAGAAGCCUUCGACAUGAAAUAUUCCGUCUCGCCAUUUCCCCUGCUCGACGGCACGCUCGUCACGGCUGAGAUGCUGGGCCGCCACGACCGGUGUUGCGUCACGGGGCAGCAACUGUCUGUCACGUUGCCGAGCGGCGAGCAACGCACGUUCUCGAGCGAUUUGCUCAUUGAUGCGAAGCUCAGGCGCUUUUAUACGUUUUGGUGCUACAAGGAGGCGUAUAUCAAGCUCGAUGGUGAGGCUCUGCUUGCGAACUGGAUUCCGCAGCUUGAGUUUCGACAGGUUCGUGCUCCGAGUCCGGGGACGCCGGCAAGGUGCAGUACGCAUGGGGUGUGGGGCGAGCGCGUCACCGAUGCGGAGGUGUGGUUCAAGCAUGCACGUAUGCAAGAGUGUCGGAUGGAGAUCCAAGCUUUCGAGGAGAAUUACAUGAUUGGUGUUGCAGCGAAGGAGAGGAAGUGGGAGAGUGCGACUGAGGGGUUGCCUGAGGUACUUACUGAGUUUGUGAGUCUGCAUUUGGAGGAGGAUAUUAUGAGAGUUGCGAGAGAAGCAUAGAAGUGGUUUAGAGAUUGGAGUUGGAGCGUUCAGCAUACAUAGAUUCUUGCAUUCUGAGCGAGCAUUGUCUGAGCAGUACUAUAUACGUGAUGGAAUCGAACAGUUUUAAAAUGCAUCGUGUCUACUUU
This is a messenger RNA of Boeremia exigua, 1361 nucleotides long. RefSeq names its product phosphopantetheinyl transferase. Lineage: Eukaryota; Fungi; Ascomycota; Dothideomycetes; Pleosporales; Didymellaceae. Gene Ontology annotation, molecular function: holo-[acyl-carrier-protein] synthase activity; magnesium ion binding. The record is from RefSeq and is a predicted model, not a curated record. The transcript has 2 exons. The coding region runs from base 181 to 1233 and encodes 350 amino acids. Gene Ontology annotation, cellular component: cytosol.